Messenger RNA from Chenopodium quinoa (quinoa), 1267 nucleotides. Its product is annotated as cell wall / vacuolar inhibitor of fructosidase 2-like. The record is from RefSeq and is a predicted model, not a curated record. Lineage: Eukaryota; Viridiplantae; Streptophyta; Magnoliopsida; Caryophyllales; Amaranthaceae. Gene Ontology annotation, molecular function: enzyme inhibitor activity. The transcript has 4 exons. Gene Ontology annotation, biological process: negative regulation of catalytic activity. Bases 1 to 1026 code for a protein of 341 amino acids.
AUGGGAGAGUUAUCAGGAAAUGGAAGAGUCUUACCAUUUAUAUAUGAUCAUAUUCAAAAACGAUUAGUUGCAAAUCAAAGUUAUUGGAAGGCUCUUGAUGAAAAAGUUUAUGGAUUUUAUAAUUCGAAUCCUAUUGAGGAUGAAGAACCUGUUAUAGAGUUGGUGGUUGAAAAAUCAUUGGUUGACGAAUCGGUGACUGAAAAAUCAUUAGUUGUAGAAACGGUGGUUGAAGAUUCCUUUGUUGAUGAGCUUAUUCAUGAAGGUAAUAUAUUAAAGUCAUUAUUGGAUGAUAAAGACAAAGACUACCUCAAUGUUCAUUAUGUUAAUUCUAAACUUUUAGCGGAUGAAGUAGAAGGUUGUGGAGCUAAACAUCAAUUGUAUGAGACAAAAUUACUCAUAAAUCUAGCUUUUUUUAUUUUCAUUCAACAACAAAUAAACAAAACUCAGAUGGGCAGAUACUCUAAGAUUUUAUCUUUAAUUCUUUUUCUUUUCAUCAAUAACACCAAUUACACAAUCAAAGUAGUCCAAGGAGAUGAAGAUUUUAUCAAAAAAACAUGUAAUAACACUCAAUACAUUGAUCUAUGCAUCUCUUCCUUGAAAUCAAACCCUUCGAGCUCGAAUUUGGAUCUCAAAGGGCUAGCAACUAUUAUGGUAAAUAUUGGAAUUGCCAAUGCAUCGGAUACUUAUGCUUAUUUAUCAUCCCAAAAUUCACAAGUGCCUAAAAGUAAUGGUACAAGUGAUACUACUAUGAAGAAUGUAUACAAGUUGUGUGCUUCUAAGUAUAGUUAUGCAAAUGAUUCUCUCAAGUCUACACUCCAAGAUUUGUCCAUGGAAAAUUAUGAUUAUGCUUCUAUGCAUGUUAUGGCGGCCUCCGAUUACUCGAAUGCUUGCCACAAUGCAUUCAAAAGGUACCGCGAUAUGGAUUAUCCGACGGUGCUUAAGGUUAGAGAAGAUGGAUUUAACCAUAUUUGUGCUGUGGUUUUGGGUAUUGUUGAUCAACUUUAUUCCAUUGAUAACCGUUUUUAGUGUGUAAUUUGUAGUACUUAUAAUGUUUAAUGAACGUUUACAUUAUUCCUAAAUGGUAAUGUAUGACAUUAUUGAUUAUAUUUCUUCUUGUUCAUCAAUUAAAUAUGUCAAGAUCUCAUGUAAAAAAAAAUGAAGUGUUAAGGUAAAAUUUAUUGGCUAAUCUAGUUUGCAACAUAGUUGAUUACUAGCUCUUUAGGCACACGAUCUGCUAAGUGACAUAUAAUUUCUUACCCUUUUGUAU